AUGAAGAACGACGUUGAUAGUGCAACUACUUCUGUGAAGCCAGAUGAAAACUCUAUAUCUUCUAUGCUGUCACCAGUGGAUAAAUAUGGUCAAGAGAAGAAAUCAUUUGGUGAGCAAUUCAAAGACGUGAUAACGUUGAAGAAAAUGUUCGAAAAAAUCGAAGAAAGACCAACCCCUGCAGGUGUCUACAACUGGAGAAUCUACGGUACUGCCUUGAUGGCAUCGGCUGCUGCAAUUAUUAUUGGUUAUGAUGGUGGUUUUAUUGGAGGUACUGUUGCUUUGCCUUCGUUCCAAAAGGCCUUCGGACUUGACCAGAUGACCACCGCUCAUGCAAAUUUCAUAAUUUCAAAUAUCGUGUCGGUCUUCCACGCCGGAUGUUUCUUUGGUUCUUUGAUUUCAUAUCCAUUUUCAUAUUAUUUUGGAAGAAGAAUCUCUUUACUUAUUGCUGCAUUCACUAUUACUCUUGGUUCCGGUAUUAUGUUGAUAUCUGCAAACACUCACACCUUGGGCCCAAUUUACGCCGGAAGAGUGUUAGCCGGCUUAGCUGUGGGAUUUUCUACAAAUUUAACUACUGUGUAUCUUAGUGAGAUUGCCCCACCUGCUAUUAGAGGUCAAGUUGUUGCUAUCUAUGAAAUUGGGUGGAGAAUUGGUGAUUUGACUGGGUUCUGGAUUAAUUAUGGUAUUGAUUCUCAUAUUCCUGAAUCUAACAAGCAAUGGAUUAUUCCAUUUGCUGUUCAAUUAAUCCCAUCAGCAUUAUUUUUCUUUGGAAGUUUAUUCAUGAAAGAAUCCCCAAGAUGGUUAUUACAAACAGGUAAAUAUGACAAGGCUAUUGACAACUUGAAGUGGUUUAGAAACUUACCAGAAGAUCACGAAUAUUUGGUCUAUGAAGUCAACCAAGUUAAGGAAUCUGUUGAUACACAAAGAAGGAAAGUAGGCUUAGGUUUAUGGGAUCCAGCAAAGCAGGUAUUCAUCCACGAUAGAAAGAUUCUUUUCAGAUUAUCUAUUACUUGUGGUUUAAUGCUUUUACAGAAUUUUAUGGGUAUUCAAUCCAUUAACUACUACUCUCCAAUUAUUUUCAAGAGUUUAGGUGUCAAGGGUACUAAUGCUUCAUUAUUCUCUACAGGUAUGUUUGGAGUGGUUAAAUUCGUUGCCAGUACUGCUUAUAUUUUGUUUGUGGUUGAUACUUUUGGAAGAAGAGGAGCAUUUUUGACCACAUCUACAAUCUGUUCCCUUUGUUUCUGGUACAUCGGUGCUUACUUGAAAUUAAAUGAUCCAACAAAAGCAGGUGUCGAGGCUGGUCCUGGAGGAACUGCUGCAAUUGUGUUCAUGUACAUUUGGAUUGCCUCAUUCAUUUUAGCCUGGUCUGCUGGUCCAUGGGUUAUUGGUAGUGAAGUUUUCGAUCAAAAUAUCAGAUCAUUUGUCCAAGCUAUCAAUUCUGCAUUUUCUUGGUUACCAAUUUUCAUAAUGUCAAGAUUUACUACCAAGAUGAUUGCUGCUAUGCAUUAUGGAAUUUAUUUCUUCUUUGCCUGUAUCGCUGCUAUUUCAAUUCCAUUUGUAUUUUUCCUCGUACCUGAAACUAAGGGAAUUGCCUUGGAAGAUAUGGAUCAACUUUUCGAUACUUCUGUGCCCGCCUACAGAGCCCACAAGAAAGUCCUCACAGAGGCCAGAAUACAUAGCGAGAAACAAAUUCACGAGGCGCAUGGGUUAUUUAAGAUGGAUACAAACAAAAGUAAUGAAAUUCAAAACAUCGAAGAUGUUAAUUUAAUGAAUAAGGUUUAA
Molecule: messenger RNA, 1779 nt
Organism: Dujonia railenensis
Lineage: Eukaryota; Fungi; Ascomycota; Pichiomycetes; Serinales; Debaryomycetaceae
Source: the annotation of a GenBank genome assembly